This is a messenger RNA of Neocloeon triangulifer, 1561 nucleotides long. RefSeq names its product serine protease inhibitor dipetalogastin-like. NCBI's taxonomy places the organism in Eukaryota, Metazoa, Arthropoda, Insecta, Ephemeroptera, Baetidae. The record is from RefSeq and is a predicted model, not a curated record. The transcript has 8 exons. The coding region runs from base 179 to 1393 and encodes 404 amino acids. Gene Ontology annotation, molecular function: serine-type endopeptidase inhibitor activity; protein binding.
GAAUUUUCUCACAUCUAUGAUAAAUAAUUAUGUUAUAAUUUUUUUACAGUCAGUCCGUUCCUGAAAUUUCGCAUAGUAACAGAUUUUCACGAGAGUUGCAUAAACACGUGGAUGGCAUAAAGAGCACCGCUGUGGAGAAAAACGAUCAGAUCUGUUUAGAAACCGACGAGGGCGAAUAAUGUUGUUGGCGCGUUCAAGUUUGUUUCUCGCGUUUCUGGCAGGGGCGUUUGCGACUUCACGCUCGUACAACAUAGUUGGACCAGCAAAAUCGUGCCAAAGGGCAGUGAAGCCAGACGCGUGGCCGAUCAAAAAGGAGCUUCAGGUCUGCGGCACCGACGGAGUUAUUUAUCCAAGUCUCGACGCUCUAGAAUGUUCAAAAAUGCUAAAAAUCGUUCCAGCUCGCGCAGUUGAACUACAACAGGAGCGCAACAAAUGUGAUGAAAAAAAGCAAAAGGAAUUCAAAUUGUCCUUCCUGUCUUUCGCCGCCAGGCACGAGGUUUGUGGUUCAGACAAUGCCACUUACAACAACGUCUGGCACUUGCAGGAAACAGCUCGGACCUAUAAAGUUGAAAUUCAGGUUCAGCACGUGGGCGUGUGCAAAAUUGAUUGCCCCUUUUCGCCAAUUUACAAACCGGUCUGCGCCUCAUUUACAGCAAAUUUUGUACAAACAUUUUCCAAUGAAGAAGCGCUUAAGUGUUUCCAUAUUCGAAGCCCACACUUAAAACUUGUUCGAAAGCACGACGGUGCUUGCGUGUUCAAUUUCGAAUAUUCUUUUGCACCAACCAACAAGAUUUGCGCCACCAACGGCUUCACAUACAACGGCGUAAGCGAAAUUCGCGCUUUGCAAAAGUUCAACCCCAAACUGCGAGUGAUGCACGACGGCGCGUGCACGAUUGAAGAGGUCAAAGGCCUCUUUUCUGUUCACCAAAUUCGCGAACUGGCCGAAAACCGGUUUGAAAAAAGUACGAUUUGCGGCUCGGACAAUUCAACUUACCACUCGGUUUUCGCUUUCUUGGUCGCGCAAGCCGACAGGAAAGCCAAAGGCCAAGAUUUGAGGCCUGUAAAAUGUUCCAAAUGCGAUGAAACGACAAAAUCAAAUGGAACGAUUCCCAUCUGUGGAACAGACGGUGUCACUUAUCAUGACGAGAAGACCCUCAAAUUCACCAAAACCCACCACCUCAUUUUAAAAGACCACGACGGCCCUUGCUCGCCCUCGGACAAAACAGGACCGUGUUUGAAACAAUUACAUAGCUUUGCAGAAGUUUGUGCAACCAACGGAAUAACCUACACUUCCAAAGAAGCCGUCUGGUGUGCAGCUUUAACAAAUCCAAAGAUCAAAUUGUUUCACCAGGGAGAGUGUCUAAAUGCGGCGAACAGGCAAAGAGGAAUUUGAAAAUCGUUUUAUAAAUUGAUUAAAAUUGUGUAUGAUAAUUUUUAAUAAUGUUUGUGACAUUAUUAAUUUGAGCUUGCACAAUUGAAAAUCAAAGCUGCUAAUUAAAAUGGUUGUUUUCAUUUUUGUAAAAAUGAAAAGUUUGCUUUUCCUUACCCACAUAUUACAAUA